CGGCCCCCCCCCCAAAAAAGAGGAAGGCUCGUGGGCAUCGCGCGCGAGACACGGGAGUUAAGGUCGCCCGCGCUCCACGGACGGCCCAUGAUUCUCGCGUGGAGGGAGGAAAAGCGGGGAGGAGAAAUAGGAGACCGGGAACGAAAAGGCCUUCGGUUCUGGGGCCGCUGGCGCGUAGUCGGGCCUUCUCUGAGGAAGGUUCGCAGUGCGCCUGCGUGGAGCGGGCCUUGCUCUCUCGCUUUAUCGCCUCGCUUCGUGGACCGCAGGGUUUUUGCCGCGACGCUGGCCCGUAACUUCAGACUCCUUCCUGUUGCCUAAGCUGAAAGACUGACGGAUAGUGGCCCGGCCGAGCCGGCGCGCGGGAGGAACUUCAAAGAAGCUUCUUCAUCGCUGGUUUUUUUUUUCCUCGCCUCCCCGCCGCCAGCACCACUGCCGCUUCCAGCGGCCAUGGGUCCCACAUCCCUGUUAUGGAGGCGGUACUGGCGGCGGCGGUGGCUGAGUGACUGAAAACCUAGUGCUGUGGGGGAGAAGGCAGCGGAGGCCACGGGGGUCUCCCUGGCGGUGUGUGGUGUCGUGCUGACGGUGUUUUUAACCCUUAGAUGGUCUCUAGCGAGCCGUUGUUGCUGCCUGUGUCACUGGAGGGCGAGUUCUCCAAUAGCAUGAAGGAGAUGAUCGGCGGCUGCUGCGUGUGCUCCGACGAGAGGGGCUGGGCCGAGAACCCGCUGGUUUACUGCGACGGGCAUGGCUGCAAUGUCGCAGUGCAUCAAGCAUGCUACGGAAUUGUGCAAGUACCCACUGGACCCUGGUUUUGUAGAAAAUGUGAAUCUCAGGAAAGAGCAGCCAGAGUGAAAUGUGAGUUGUGCCCUCACAAAGAUGGUGCUUUAAAGAGGACUGAUGGUGGGGGUUGGGCUCAUGUGGUUUGUGCUCUGUACAUUCCCGAGGUGCAGUUUGCAAAUGUUUCUACAAUGGAACCUAUCGUGUUGCAGUCUGUUCCUCAUGAUCGUUAUAAUAAGACAUGUUAUAUAUGUGAAGAGCAAGGCAGAGAAAGCAAAGCAGCUUCAGGUGCUUGCAUGACCUGUAAUAAACAUGGAUGUCGUCAAGCUUUCCAUGUAACAUGUGCACAGUUUGCAGGACUUCUUUGUGAAGAAGAAGGUAACGGUGCAGACAAUGUCCAAUACUGUGGUUAUUGUAAAUACCAUUUCAGUAAACUGAAAUAUAAAGAAAAGGAAAAGCAUAGACAAAAACAUAAGAAGCAAACAGAUUCUUCUCCAUCCUUGGUUCCUUCCCUUACUGUAACUACAGAGAAAACUUUUAGUUUUACACAAAAUAAUUCCGUAAAAAUCAAGCUGAGGCGGAUGGAGGAUGAAACAAGCUAUUACUCAAAUAUGUAAAAUAUUUCUGCUCAUGGUUAAUUUCAGGAAGUCUCUGCACAUGCUUCAAGUGGCAAAGAUGUUUCAGAGGCCAGAGGUUCAGAGAGCAAAGGGAAGAAGUCAGGAGGUCAUAAUUCAGGUCAAAGGGGAAGAAAGCCUGGUGCUGCCAGGACUCCUGGAACUGCAGUAUCAGCAGCUUGUACUUUUCAACAAGGAAGUUUUUUGGGAACUCCAAACAGUACAAAGUCAUCCUCUGGAAGUUCUGUUCAAUCUCCCCAGGAUUUUUUGAGCUUUACAGACUCAGAUCUACGUAAUGACAGCUAUACUCAUUCUCAGCAAACUUUGUCAACCAAAGAUGUAUAUAAAGGAGAGAUUGGAAGUCAGGAAGGUGGUUUGAAUUGCUUUACUUCCUUAAUUAAUCUUCCUUCAACCUCAACUGUUUCCUCCCAGCCUACUAUUUUUGACAGUUCACCUGGAGAGUUAGGUAGUUCAAACCUUACACUAACAGGAUACAAACGUGCUCAGUCAUCUGGGAUAGAAGACGAAACCAUAAAGGAAAAGAAACGAAAAGGAAAUAAGCAAUGUAAGCAUGGGCCUGGUCGGCCCAAAGGAAAUAAAAGUCAGGAGAAUAUUUCUCACCUAUCAGUUUGUUCAGCCUCCCCAACAUCAUCAGUAGCAUCUGCUGCAGGAAGCCUAACAAGCUCUAAUCUGCAGGAGUCUCCAACAUUGCUCAGAAAUGGAAGUCUACAAAGUCUCAGUGUGGGUUCCUCCCCUAUUGGUUCAGGCAUUUAUAGCAGUAAUGAAGUAGCAGUAUCUUAUCCAAAUGCAGUCUCUGGCUCAGGAUCUAGCACUCCUGUUUCCAGUUCACAUUUACCUCAACAGUCAUCUAGUCAUGUGCAGCAAGUGGGAACUUUGUCUUCUACACCUUCUGUAACUACAGCUGUUGCUGCAACUCAAGCAUUACCUGGAUCUUCUCUUGGCCUUCCUCCCUCACAUGUCUAUGGCAAUAGGUUAAAUUCCAACUCGACAAUGGCAUCACAUACCACAGAAGCUGAAAACAUUCAGUUAGAUCAAGAUCUUGGAGACAAUAGCCGGAGCCUGGUUGGAAGGGGAGGUUCACCCAAAGGAAGUAUUUCACCACGGUCUCCUGUAAGCAACUUACAGAUUCGUUAUGAUCAAUCUGGAAAUAGCAGUGUAGAACAUUUGCCUCCAACACCAUCUACUAUAGAACAACUUCUGGAGAGGCAGUGGAGUGAGGGACAACAGUUCUUGCUGGAACAAGGAACUCCCAGUGAUAUUUUAGGCAUGCUGAAAUCUUUACACCAGCUUCAAGUUGAAAAUCGCCACUUAGAAGAACAGAUUAAAAAUCUAACUGCUAAAAAGGAGCGCCUCCAGCUCUUAAAUGCCCAGCUUUCAGUUCCUUUCCCAACAAUAACAACCAACCCAAGUCCUUCUCAUCAAAUGCCUACAUUUUCAGCACAGACUGCUGUUAGCUCUGAUUCUCUAAACAGCAGCAAAAGCCCUAACCUGGGAAGCAGUUUUCUACCUGACAAUUCCCUCCCUGUAUUAAAUCAGGAAAUACAUUCCAGUGGACAAAGCACUAGCAGUUCCUCUGCUCUUUCCACUCCACCACCUGCUGGGCAAAGUCCAGCUCAGCAAGGCCCAGGAGUUGGAGGAGUUCAACAGGUCAAUGGUGUGACGGUGGGGGCACUUGCCAGUGGAAUGCAAACUGUAACAUCCAACAUUCCCACAGUGGGUGGAAUAAUUGGAACUCUGCCAGGUAACCAGCUGGCAAUCAAUGGAAUCGCUGGGGCUUUAAAUGGAGUAAUUCAGACUUCUGCUACAAUAUCACAGAAUCCUUCUCCUCUAGCUCACACAGCUGUGCCACCAAAUGCAGUGCAUCCUCUGCCAACCACACUCAGUAACAGAACCUCUGGACUUGGAUUUCUUCCUGACCAGCAGAGACAACUGUUGCUGCAUCAACAACAGCAGCAAUUUCAUCACUUACUAAAUACUCAACAAUUCACAUCAGAACAGCAUCAGGCUCUUCUGUAUCAACUAGUGCAACAACAUCAACCUGAAGUACAGCAACUGCAGCUUUCAGGAGCCACACAGAUUCCCAUUAAUAACUUGCUGGCAGUCUCUCAGGCAUCUCCACUUCACCCAGCUGCUACUAACCCAUUCCUUGCAGUUCAUGGGGAUAAUGCAGCUCCAAAAGUCUCUAGGCUUAGUGAUAAAAGUGGAUCCCUUGCACCGGAAAAAAAUUAACACUUGGAAGUGUAUGUAAAAUUGCAAAUCCUGCUGAUAGCACUUCAUCUGGCUGUGAGUUGCACUCUCUCUCUGCAGGUAUGAUGAGACACAUCAAUGAGCUAACUGCACACUGGAAAAGUGAAUCUACCUGAAGAUGUUUAUUGUAAAAUUUGACCUUGUUGCUUUGUGUUGCACUGAAACUGAACUGUUUCCAUCAAAUUGCCUGGAAGCUUGGAUUUCGGAUUAGAGCACUGUCAGUUCAGUCAACUGAUCAGAAUUCAGUUGCUGACUUUACACAAACUGCAGUGCUAAAAAUCAGAUUUUAGUUCCAUCACUUGUUUGAAGAAAGCAAAGAAAAUAUGAAAUUUUUGCCAAUGACAUGGUGGUUUGUCAUCAGUGUUUUAGAAGCACCAUUUUUUCUUCAGAAAAGAACCAGAUUUUAAGUCAUUUAUUUUAUCUUACUAGUUUUUAAAAUGUUUUUAAUGAAAACAUUUAAGAAAUGACAAGUAAUACUUAAUUUUGAGAUGGAUUUUUCAAAAUCACUGGAAAAACAUCUGUUGAAAGUCAUAGAACUCUUACCAGAUGAGAAAGGUAACUCCUGGUAGUAUUUAAUGUAACCCAAGUGCCUGUUGCUUCCCUUUGUUAGGGUUAGGGAUGGCUUUAGACAGCUGGGCAUGCACUAAAAUGAGAUAAAAAAGCCGCAAGCAUAUUCAACUUUGCACCAGCAGCCCUCCUUUCUGAUCUGCCUUUACUAGAAGUGUUUGUCACUAUCGAUAGCUCAGGCAAAUCGUUACCUGGGUUGCUUUCCACUAAUAAAUUACCAAAAAAAAAAAAAAAGGGGGGGGGGGUCCAUUGCUGUGAAAUGUUAAUGGAUGAAAGAGACAUAUUUCACUUUGAAAAGUUAAUUUCAUGGUAUGACUAUGCAGUAAAACAGGAAAUAGUUUUAAUUUGAGAGUUAAACCACUAAUUUGAGUCUGUGUGAGUUAUUAGUGGAAAAUACUCAAGUAUACUUAGACCUUCACUGUGUACUUAAUUGGAAGAACCUAUUGUUUCUGCAAUAUUGUUCGGUUAAACAUUGCACAGUUCUUACCUCAUUUCUGUAAAUAAGUUUUUGUGACUGUUUUGUAUUGUGAAGAAUUCAUAAAAUGUGGAUAUUUUAAUUUGUAAAAUUUCUAACUGGUAGUUUUAAUUGAAAGGUAAGAAUAAUUUAUUUUUAUAUAUUAAUGGCAAGUUUUUAAGUCACAAAUCACUUUUGUAGAUAAAUUUACUAAAGUAAAUCAGUGUGGUUUAAUAUAUUUAAACCACUUGUUUAAUAUUCUGUAAUAAUUUGUAUAAAUGUUGUUUUGCCUAGAUGUAAAAUUGCCAAUUUAUAUAAAGAUAUGUACAAAGCUUUGGUUAAUAAAUUUUAAUAUUGUUUAUGGCUGUAAAUUGCAAUACAUGAUACAGACUUCAUCAGAGGAAUGCAUUAGUCACUGUGUCUAAGCCAAGUCCUAUUACAAGCAUGCUUUUAAUGCAUACUGAGAGAUGUCCAAAUCAUGUUCUUUUAAAUGGAAUUUAAACAGGCCUAUUCUAAUGUGGAUACUCUAACAAAAAUAUAUAGCCAGAAUGGAAAGUCCAGUUCCUACUGCAGCAGAAAGUGCCUUGACAUGAAAGAGUUAUCUUUCUUGAGAAAAAGGUCAUUUUACAAUGUUUGAUAUCCUUUCACCCAAUAGAAAAAAUUGUGUAUUAGUUAUAAGGAAAAAUGUGCUACCACACACCACUAUAUCAUCACAAAGAAAACAGGCACAAUUGGCUUCUUAAAUUUUGAGAAACGUAUGGUUUUAGCACUUUAAAAAAAAGAUUGACAUCCUCAUCUUACCAUGGCAUUAGUAUGAAAUGUGGAAAUUUUUAGGCUGAAAGCAGUAGUUUUCUCUCUUACAUAUACCACAAGGCUAAAAACUUGAGGAUUCUUUCUGGUAUAAUGGAAUUAUUCUUAUUUGGAAUGAAGGCUUGCCUUCAUCAUGAGUACCAGCCACCAGCAAACAAAGCUUGGACUAUACAAAUGCAAAUAUUUUUUUCUUUUUUACUUAUAUUUCACAACUGGAAUAUAUAUUUUAAGUUGUGGCUACGUCUAUAUAUAGAGUGUAGGAAUGCCUGAAAUGUCACACAUAGUCUGACAUCUAAUGGGAUUAUAUCUUGGGUUAAUAUACCUGCCAUAGGAAAAAAAAAUCCACUUUUGAUGAAUUACUGACUAGGACUGAUCAUUUGAGGUUUCCAACUGUUGUGAUUUUUUUAAGUUAAGAAAGUCAUUUCUCAAUUAUUAAUGCUAUCCAGCUGUGUUCUGUGUAGAAACAAAGAUGGGCAACUUUACCUACCUGAAACUGAUUUACAGGUUUGAGGCAGCAAGGUCGGUUAUGGGGGCUGCAGUCAAGGAUUAACUGGAGGACCAAUUGUUAUAAUGUAAGGCAAUGGCUAUAAUUUGCUAUAUUGAAUUGUAUGGUCUGAAAAUAAAUAUAAAUAGGAUCCACAGUGAAGGCAAACAGAACGAAAUUAGAAAUUCAGUUCUCAUUUGUUGGUUCUCCAUAAAUCUCCAAAGGAGCAGUAGCAAUAGCACUUGGACUUAUAUACUGCUUCACAGUGCUUUAUAGCCCUCUCUAAAGGAUCUACACAGUCAAUGUAUUGUCCCCAACAAUCUGGGUCCUCAUUUUAUCGACCUUGGAAGGAUGGAAGGAUGAGUCAACCUUGAGCCGGUCAGGUACGAUGGAAUCAAAUUCCUGGCAAUGUGAGCAGUUAGCCUGCAAUAUUGUAUUCCAACCACUGCGCUAUCAUGCUCUGGCAUCUACAAAAUUUGUUGACUAAGAAUGGAACUUUUGUGGAAUUUUCUAUUUCAGAAUUGACUAAACUUUUCACUUCCCUACCUCUGCAUGUUCCAUUGGAAUAGGAUGAAUGUAAUGCCAAUGUUAUAUGAUAAUAAAACAGAAAGUGUAAUAUUCUUA
Messenger RNA from Ahaetulla prasina, 6595 nucleotides. It is a transcript of the gene MLLT10, whose product is annotated as MLLT10 histone lysine methyltransferase DOT1L cofactor. Gene Ontology annotation, molecular function: histone binding; nucleosome binding. The record is from RefSeq and is a predicted model, not a curated record. NCBI's taxonomy places the organism in Eukaryota, Metazoa, Chordata, Lepidosauria, Squamata, Colubridae. Gene Ontology annotation, cellular component: nucleus. Gene Ontology annotation, biological process: regulation of transcription by RNA polymerase II. The transcript has 22 exons.